AGAGAGAGAGAGAGAGAGAGAGAGAGAGAGAGAGAGAGAGAGAGAGAGAGAGAGAGAGAGAGAGAGAGAGAGAGAGAGAGAGGGAGGGAGAGAGCUGUAAGUGCCCCUGCGGUCCCUCUCCUACCUGACUCAACUGAGUCAAACUAGAUCACUUCUCCAAUUGUGUCUGUGGGCGCCUGCGUUUCCUGUGCUGGAUCGUGGUGGGGGGGGCCGGCAGCGCGCGGCCACAACGAGGACAGAGAGAGCCGCGAGGAGACUCUCUGCCCGGGAGCUCUGAGACAUGUUAGACUGUGCCACUCCAGCAGCAGCCCAGAGCAUGGAGAAGUCCAGCAGUGAAGAGUCAGCCAUUCACCGCAGCCCGUCCUUAGACAGCCACGACUCCGACUUCGCCGAGCCCACGUCUGGCCGGCCGUUCGGCGGCCGAGGCUUCACGGCCGGCGCGUUCUACGGCUCCACGGGGCCACGCGCCCAGGGCCAGCCGGGCACGGCGGCCGGCGACGCCACCGCCGGAGGCGACAAGGGCGGCAGUAAGCACGGCGGCCCCAAGAGCAGCAAAUACGUGGUCUUUUACCUGGAUCUAUCCUUUGUGUUCCUUCUAGAAUUCAAGAAGUGCAACAUGGCUCGGGGCUGCCUCUGCUGUCUCAAGUACAUGAUGUUCCUCUUCAACCUCAUCUUCUGGCUGUGCGGCUGCGGGCUGCUGGGCGUGGGCAUAUGGCUGUCUGUGUCCCAGGGCAGCUUCGCCACCUUCUCCCCCUCAUUUCCCUCGCUCUCCGCCGCCAACAUGGUGAUUGCCCUCGGCGCCAUCGUCAUGGUGACAGGCUUCCUGGGUUGCCUGGGCGCCAUCAAGGAGAACAAGUGCCUGCUUCUGAGCUUUUUCAUCGUCCUGUUGAUCAUCCUGUUGGCAGAGCUGAUACUUCUCAUCCUGUUCUUCGUCUACUCAGAUAAGGUCAGUGAGAACGCUAAGCAGGACUUGAAGGAUGGGCUGGCUCUGUACAACACAGACAACAAUGUUGGCCUGAGGAAUGCCUGGAACAUCAUCCAGGCUGAGUGGAAGUGCUGCGGGGUCAUAGGGUUCACUGACUGGCAUGAGGCCCUGAAGGAGAAGGUGGUUCCUGACCGCUGCUGCCAAGAACACUACCAGGAGUGUGGACGCAACUCCACCAACAUGUUCUGGAAUAGGGGCUGCUAUGAGAAGGUGGAGGAGUGGCUGGAUGACAACAAGCACCUUCUGGGAACCAUUGGCAUGUGCAUCCUGGUAGUGCAGCUCCUGGGAAUGGCCUUCUCCAUGACGCUGUUCCAUCAGAUCCACAGAACGGGGAAGAAGUAUGAUGCUUAGCGGUGAAUGGUCACACGCACACAAACACGCGCGCCCACACACACACACACACACAUGAAGAAGAGGAGCCCCACUGCCCCAUGGGAUAAACUCUGGAUGACAGCCCCUGCUUUCCUCCCCUUGUAACCCCCUACCAGCCUCCCUGUUGUCCCUGUACAGACACCAGCCUCGCCCCCCUCUCCCCUGCCCUCUCCGUUCACCUCUCAUUUGCCAAAGACAACCAGGAACUGGAAAAUGAGGGGCUUCUACCAAAGGCAGGAAGAUUCUCCUCUCUACGUCAUCUCUGUGUUUUGGCUUGAACUAACCGUUUUCAGAAAGGAAGGAUUGUGAUGAGCCUGGAGUCUUUACUAAUGCCACCCCGCGCCCCCUCCUUCCCCCCCUCUCCCCCAAGACCUCCCCUCAGCUGUGAGGCAAUGAGAAGAUUGGACUCCUACCACCCUACAGAUGUAAUGCAGGCUCGGUCAUGUUUCAUACUAACAUUAACUUCCUGUUCCCCUUCUCCUUGAUGAAAGGAUUCACCAUAGCAUGCUAGUGUUCUGCUCUUUGAAAUGACUUUUGUUUUGGGAUGCCAUAUCAUUCUUCUUUUGUUCCAGUUUUCUUUUCUAAAUGUUGGUGUUGUUGUAUCCCGUGGAAUGGACAUGUUGAUGAGUUGAUUCUUGUUCCUGAUCCUUGGAGAGGGGACAGGAAAUAGCACAGGUGUGUGUGUGUGUGUUUACGGUGGAGUCAACCACAAUGAAAGAAAAAAGGUUUCAUAUCCACACACAAACACACUCACACACACGCACACACAGACAGACACAAACCCAUACUAACUUGCAAACAGUAGUCUUAUCAUUAUCACCUACCAUGUCAACUGCUAGUUUGGUUCCCUCCCAAGAUUUGUGAAUGGUACACAAGAAAGGAAGACUGGAGCGUUUAGCUGGUUCCCAUCAGGCUGGGAUUCUAACAGCUCCCCCAGCUCUCAGAGGAGAGAGGAGGAGAGGGAGGGGUGGAGUAUUGGAGUGUUUUAGAUCACACUUUAGCUGAGCAGACAUGUUAGCCCACAGAGAGAGAGAGAGAAAGAGGAACUGGAGAGGAAGACGGAGUUCGAGAAGAGAAGAGAGAGAGGGGAAAGACGCGGUAUGUCUCAGAUGUCAGGGGGCUCCAUUGAUCGCGGGAGAUGGAUGUUUCACAUCCAGAGAGAUUUAUUUAGAUCCCCUUUCCCCUCUUAUGCAUUUUUCCUCUUUUUUGGGGGGCAAACACUGCUCACAGUUGUCAUCUCACUGACAUUCCUGUUUGACUACAGACAGGCUGUAGCUCUAGUCUAGUCUAGCUCUAGGAUGUUGCUCCUGGAAAGGGACGGGUAGAGGUGGCGGAGAGCUUGACAAACGGAGGGUUGUGGGAGGGGGGAGCAAAGGCAAAGCCCAAUCCCAGGCAGGGAGUGGAACAUACGUUACAUCACAGCUGUAUUUACCCGCUCUGUUUUGAAUCCGCCCCGUAGAAUACAAGACGUCUGAUUCUCUUUAAGCAGUAAUGGCACAGGAGGCUGGAAUCUGGAGAGAUGAGUGCUGAGGCAGUUUGCAUUCAAACAGUGUGACUGUGUGUGUGACUGUGUGUAGGUGUGUGUGUGUGUGUGUGUGUGUUACCAUCAAAAAGAGAGGAGGCAAGCUGAACUAGAGUUUUGGUUAUUCAUGAUCAUACAGAAAUGAAAGAGUUGAAUUGUAAUGGGGACCAGAGGUGUGCGAGUUCUACAAGUCCUUCUGGAAAGCAGGGAGAAUGCAGACAGGAUGAGAGCUCUUGACACUGCAGUGCUGCUACAUUAGAAGUGAGGUGCGGAGGAGGCCGAGAGCCAUGUUGCUUCAGAACACUUGGGAGUCCUACACAUCAGAAUGCGGCGGUGAACAUCUACAUUUUUAGUCGGAUUGUUUCCGCAAAGAAGGGAAGUACGACCAAAGGCUGUAAUCAUCUGCCUGCCUGCCUGCCUGUGAUUCACUAUGCCCCACUGUUCACACACAGACACACACACACACACACACACAGGUGAACAUGACAGUUGUUGAUGUAAAGUACAGGCAUGAGUGGUCAGAUUCCCUCUGGGCCUGACUGCCGGGUUGCCUGUACAAACACUAGCACCAGGCAACAUGGAGAAAUCCCUUGUAUUUGUGUGUUCAUGGAUUGCACAUGUACACAUUCUCGUUUCCCUUAUCCUCCCUGGAGCUUUGCAGGUUAGAUGUGAAGGAAGGGGUAGUUCCACCACUCCCAUAGACAUGACUGUACAUGAGAUCACACACUUACAUACACAGGAAGGAGUUCUGUGGAGGAAGGAGAACACUUGUGUUUUGAAAGUCUGAUGCGAGAUGGUUUGAAGUUGUCUCCUGAUGCACAAUGGGAUGAAAGCAGAGCCUCACUGUGUUAUAGUCUUCAGCGAGAUGAUACAAAAAAUAAAAUAAAAAAUUGAAGGGGGGGGGGGGGGGGGAAGCUUUUACAAUAUUGAUACAUCAGACUUCAGGGUUCUUUUGAUCCAAAACGGAAUCUGUCCUUCCUACAGCUGACACUGUCCUCUCUGAACCGACGAGUGAGAACAUUGUUCUGUUCUUCAGAAGGAAUCCAGUAGUCUUUUUCUCUCUUGCUCUCCCAUUGAUGUGUUUUUAUCAAAGGCAUCCAUGUUGUUUUUUCGUGUAUAGCAGGGCCACGGCCUGUCACUUUAACUGAAGUGUUUUAAUGUUGUUGUUCAUUUUGUACAUUUUGUUGUCAUUGUUUUGUCUGUUUUUAUACAAUAUGCAGUUUAUCAUGUUUUUUCUCCCAUUUAUUCAUUUUGUGACUGAAGUUGAAGUCUGCAGCUCCUUUUGAGAUCAAUAUCAUGAACGUGUUUGUUUGGGAUUAUUAGACAUGCAGAUACAGAGGUGAUGUCACAGAGAAACUUUGAGUUGGAAUCUCUCCUGUUUCAUUUCCUGUUCCAUGUGCAAGCACCUUUCUGUCUUAAUGUCGCCCCAGGUGUCUAAAGUCCCAUUUGGAUUGAGACAACAGAAAACUGAGCAGGGUUGAAGAACACCAAGACAGCUGACAGAUUUUUUUUGUGUUGCUUCCAUAUGAACCCAUUGUGUACAUUAAGAUGUGCUCUGACUGCAGUGUCUCUGCUGCUGGUGCAAAAGCACAUCCUGUCCUCUGUAUACGCAGUCAGGUUAUACUGAAGGACAUUCUAACACAGUGGUGUCCAUCCCAUACUUGCCAGCCCAGGAUGUAAAUAUACACAUUUACAACUGACAUGUUCUGCAGUUGUACACAUGCCAGAGGACACCAUAUUGUCAUUUAUGUAUGUGUACCGACUGGAAUUCUCUGCCCAUGAAUGGAGUUCAGUAUCAAAGCAGGGUUUCAUGUCACUUUGCUAAAAAAAAGUGACAUGCUGUACAGCUCUGGAAGUCAUUUCUAAGACCUGGAUGUGACUUGUGGCUCUAGUAAUAUGUGUUGUUAUUUUAUUCAUCCUCUUUUUCUUUUCCUUUUGAUAGAGUUGUUUGCAUUUGUACUUUUGAAUUCAAGAGCAGUGUAAUUAUUAAUAAUUGUCAAUGUGUUUUUUGUUAGUACUGUACUCACACUUUUAACUGACAAUGUUGCAGCUUGUAAGACAUACAUUUGAUACAGUUCCAUGGAGUGUGAAUGAGCGUACACAUUGUCCGGCUCAGACAUUAACGUACUGCCAGAAGAAAAUGGAGGGGGUGGGGUAUGUUCGCUGUGAGGAGGAUCUGGAAAGUUGCAGCUCAUUUCUACCACCUUUGACAUGAUAUUUUUUUAUAAUCUCCUAAUCCUUGAGCUGUGGAAACGUUCUCUCUGAAUGGUGUGUUUGCUGUUAUGUCAUGGCGGGUGGCAGAGUUUAUCUCCCACUGGCCAGCCUUGUCCUGUGGAGUUUUUUGCUACAUGUACAAGCACUCUGAAUAUCUAUAUUAGGUGGUGCACUACAUUUCAUUCUUUAAAAUCCUACUAUUUUUUAAAUAAAGGAAAGUGUGUCACAAAGCCA
Osmerus eperlanus (European smelt) is the source of this 5327-nucleotide messenger RNA. It is a transcript of the gene tspan9a, whose product is annotated as tetraspanin 9a. Gene Ontology annotation, cellular component: plasma membrane. NCBI's taxonomy places the organism in Eukaryota, Metazoa, Chordata, Actinopteri, Osmeriformes, Osmeridae. The record is from RefSeq and is a predicted model, not a curated record.